AUGGCGCGGCCGCCGGCGCCCCCGUCGCGGCUGCUGGUGGAGCUCGUGCCCUGGGCCGGGCGGGCGCGGGAGCUCGGCCCGGGCCCGGCCGGGGAGUCGCCGCCCGGCGCCCGCCUCCUCGCCCCGCCGCCGGCCGCGGCGCAGCCCUUGACCCGCGAGGUGCACGUGGGCGGCAGCGCCGAGGUGUCGGCGACGCCCGACCGCGCGCAGGUGGCCGUGCGCGUGGCCAGCACCAAGGAGGCGGCGGCCGAGGCCAGGAGGAGCGUGGGCCGCCGCCUCGACUACAUCGCGCAGAGCCUGCGGCAGCGGGGGCUGCCGGCAGAAAAUGUAACUGUGACUAAGGAUUUCAGAAGAGUGGAAAAUGCCUAUCACAUGGAAGCAGAAGUGUGUAUUGUAUUUACUGAAUUUGGAAAAAUGCAAAAUAUUUGCAACUUCCUUGUUGAAAAGCUAGAUAGCUCUGUUAUCAUCAGUGAACCCCAGUUCUAUCACACUCCAGAUUCUGUUGAGAAUCUUCGACGGCGAGCCUGCCUCGUUGCUGUUGAGAAUGCCCGGCGCAAAGCUCAAGAAGUCUGUACCCUUGUUGGUCAGACCCUAGGAAAGCCUUUAUUAAUCAAGGAAGAAGAAGUGAAGGAAUGGGAAGGCCAAAUAGAUGACCACCCGUCGUCCAGACCCUCAAGUUCAUUAACUCUACAACAGAAAAUCAAGAGUGCGACUAUACAUGCUGCAUCAAAAGUAUUUAUAACUUUUGAAGUAAAGGGAAAAGAGAAGAAAAGAAAGCAACUCUGAAAUUCUAAACAAAAUGUAAUGUUUGUCUUUUUUCUGUUUUUAUACUUUUUAUAAUGCUGUUGUUCUAAAGUGUAACGUAUACAUGUAUACACAUAUGUAUGUGUGUAUGCAUAUGUACACAUAUCUAUGUACAUAUAAAAUGUUCUUUCCCCAAAACCUGUCAGUCCUUGAAUAUCAUCCCACAGAAUACUUAUA
This is a messenger RNA of Sorex fumeus (smoky shrew), 981 nucleotides long. It is a transcript of the gene IRAK1BP1, whose product is annotated as interleukin 1 receptor associated kinase 1 binding protein 1. Gene Ontology annotation, biological process: canonical NF-kappaB signal transduction; immune response. Bases 1 to 786 code for a protein of 261 amino acids. Lineage: Eukaryota; Metazoa; Chordata; Mammalia; Eulipotyphla; Soricidae. The transcript has 4 exons. The record is from RefSeq and is a predicted model, not a curated record.